CGGCCCCGGAGCAGGUGAGGGUGGAUGGGGCUGGUGGGCGGGGAGUGCACGAGGUGGUCUUGCGGACCGCUCCUAUCUCCGGAGGAGCACUGUCCUGUAGUACGGGGGCCAGGCGCCGCCACCUGCUCAGAGGGGUCUUUCCACCCAGACCGCCGGGACCCCAUUUCCAAGAGAACGGACUGGAUGUCUCCAGUGCAGGAACUCUUCCAUGAGGCAGCCCAGCAGGGGGCGCUGGCCCAGCGCCAGCCCUGGUGGAAGAGUCAGCUGUUCCUACGGGAGCCAGUGCUGUUUGGGACCUGGGAUGGUGUGUUCACGUCGUGCAUGAUCAACAUUUUUGGGGUUGUCCUUUUCCUGAGGACUGGCUGGCUGGUGGGAAACACAGGAGUUCUCAUGGGCAUGUUUCUGGUGUCCUUUGUCGUCCUGGUGGCCCUCAUCACUGUGCUGUCUGGCAUCGGUGUCGGGGACCAUUGUGGUGUUGGCAGCGGGGGUGUCUACUCGAUGAUCUCCUCGGUCCUCGGCGGGCAGACCGGAGGCACGAUUGGGCUGCUGUAUGUGUUCGGACAGUGUGUCGCAGGUGCCAUGUACAUCACCGGCUUCGCUGAGUCCGUCUCCGAUUUGCUGAGCUUCAGAAGCAUCUGGGCCGUGCGAGGAAUGUCAGUGGUGGUGCUUCUGGCCUUGCUGGGGAUUAACCUAGCAGGUGUCAAGUGGAUAAUCCGCCUCCAGCUGCUGCUGCUGUUCCUGCUGGCUGUGUCCACACUGGACUUCGUGGUGGGCUCUUUCACGCAUCUGGACCCAGAGCACGGCUUCGUUGGCUAUUCACCGGAACUGCUAUGGAACAACACUCUGCCGGAUUACAGCCCCGGGGAAUCUUUCUUCACUGUCUUUGGGGUAUUCUUCCCAGCGGCUACAGGAGUCAUGGCCGGUUUCAACAUGGGGGGUGACCUCCGGGAUCCCGCUGCCAGCAUCCCCCUGGGCUCCCUAGCAGCUGUUGGCAUCUCGUGGUUUCUGUACCUCGUGUUCGUCUUCCUGCUGGGUGCUGCCUGUACCCGAGAGGCCCUUCGCUAUGACUUCCUGAUAGCGGAAAAGGUGUCCCUGGUGGGCUUCCUGUUCCUUUUGGGCUUAUACAUCUCAUCCCUGGCCUCCUGUAUGGGAGGACUCUACGGAGCUCCCCGGAUCCUGCAGUGCAUUGCCCAGGACAAAGUGAUUCCUGCGCUGGCCUGUUUGGGGCAAGGGAAAGGGCCAAAUAAAACACCUGUAGCCGCCAUCUUCCUGACAAGCUUAGUGACCAUGGCCUUUGUCCUUGUGGGCCAGGUGAAUGUGCUAGCCCCCAUCGUCACCAUCAAUUUCAUGCUGACAUAUAUAGCAGUGGACUACUCCUACUUCUCCCUGUCCAUGGUUCCCUGCAGCCUUCCCCAGGUGCCUGAGUCAGUGCACAGGGAGGGCACAGGACCUCUCCACUGCUCUGAGCACCUGCUCUUGGAGAAGGCUCCCAGCUAUGGCUCUGAGGACACGGCCCGAAGCCUCCCUGAGGGCACUCUGCUAGAAUUCACCAAAGACAUGGAUCAGCUCCUCCAGCUAACCAGGAAGCUUGAGAACAGCCAGCCGAGGCAAGGAGACAGUGACGGGCUUCCAGAAAGUAAGAAGGGGAAAUGCAAGAAGGCCACCAAGCAAACCCUACAAGAUAGUUUCCUUUUGGACCUCAAGUCCCCAGCUUCCUUUGCUGCUGAGGGCUCUGACAGAUUGCCUACUGCCUCCUGGGAGGGACAGGAGGCCUACUGGAGCAAGCAGAGUACCAGGAGUGAAGAGGUCCUGCCUGGAGGAACAUGUGCUGAACAACGUGUCCCUGAGCCGAGCAAGCAGCCUGUCCCUACUGGAGAAGAUUUCUUCCUAAAGUCUACACUCCAAGAACAAGAUAUCCAGAGACCAACUUCUUUCUACACCCACAUGUGCAACCCCUGGGUCUCCCUGUUAGGGGCUUUUGGGUCUCUUCUUAUCAUGUUUGUGAUCCAGUGGGUCUACACCCUCAUUAACAUGGGUGUUGUUGCCAUUGUGUAUUUCUACAUUGGUCGGGCCAGUCCAGGGCUUCACCUUGGAUCAGCCUCCAGCUUCAGCUUCUUCAGGUGGAUGAAGUCCCUUCUGAUCCCCUCCUGCAGGAGCUUGAGGUCUCCCCAAGAGCAGAUAAUUUUGGCGCCGUCCCUGGCUAGGGUUGACAUGGAGAUGACUCAGCUCACCCAGGAGAACGCAGACUUCGCCACUCGGGAUCGCUACCAUCACUCCUCCCCCGUGAGUCGGGAGCAGCUGAUGGCUCAGUACUGACCUACCGAGCGCUCCUUAGCAGGCAGCCCGAGGACGCUGCUCUCUUGAAGCUGUCCAGGGCACAAUGGAUCCAAACCCCAGAACCUUCAUGAUGCUGGUUCUCCUCAGUAAGAACUGAGAGACCUGUUUUCCCCCUGCUGGUUUGGACAAUGGAAAUCUGCACUCUGGUCUGGAGCACCCGUCUCGCCAGGGUCACCACCGGAAUGGCUCCAGCCUCCACAACACGCGCCCAGUCUGGGGAGCUCCACACGGACAGCGAGACCUGCAGGUGUGGAGAAUCAGACCAGGUUGCUUGUUCUGAAGGCCGCAAUAAAUGGUUAUUUUAAAUUUUAUUGUAUUAUUUAUUUUUUGAAUAAAUAAUACACUCACAUGGUUCUAAACCCCAGAGGAUAAUCAUAUAUAUAUAUUGUGAAAAUUCCCCCUCCCAUCCUUGUUCCCCAUACAUUCAUUCCCUGCCCCAGAGGUAACCACU
Ailuropoda melanoleuca (giant panda) is the source of this 2788-nucleotide messenger RNA. RefSeq names its product solute carrier family 12 member 8 (gene SLC12A8). Gene Ontology annotation, biological process: cell volume homeostasis; potassium ion import across plasma membrane; potassium ion homeostasis. The transcript has 14 exons. NCBI's taxonomy places the organism in Eukaryota, Metazoa, Chordata, Mammalia, Carnivora, Ursidae. Gene Ontology annotation, cellular component: membrane. The record is from RefSeq and is a predicted model, not a curated record. Bases 25 to 2316 code for a protein of 763 amino acids. Gene Ontology annotation, molecular function: potassium:chloride symporter activity.